AAUCACUCCGAUAACUUUGACCAGACAUGUUUUGUUGUCAAUUUGUGAACAUUCGUCGGUGCCGUGCUCGAUGGAGGGAGCCUUUAUUUGUGUCAGUCGUUCGGUCUACGCGUUCGGAGGCAGCCGGCAGAUCCGCGACUAACGCCUCACACGUAAUUAUUCGCAGAUUUCCGUUUUGUUUAACGAUUUACGAACGUGUCGACUAUCGCUUAGCCUUGCAAUUUUAUUCGAUAAUCCACUCGGGUCGGCUACGUGUGUCCGAAAUUUUGCAAUACAAAUUCGCUCCUCGAUUCACCAAAGUAGAAGGUUCCCCGCCAAACCUCGAAGUUGCGAAACGUCGCUCACAAGUUUUAAACAUGAACAUAUAUUCGCAAUAAUUUUGACGGUAAAUUCAUUUAUUCGGAAAUGGCUGAAAAUGUUGAAACGAUAAGCGAAUUAAUCUAAACUACUGAAGUGCGUACAUUACGAAAAGAAAACUCAUAUAGUAUUGAAUUUUUUCGAAUUAUGUACUAGUCGUCAAUCAGUGAGUAAUUAUGUUGUCCAUGGAAUCAUUGUGGUGCAAUUCAGAAAGUGAACUCUCAACUUUAAAACUUAGCAAGAGCGUGAUUGAGCGACCAGAAUAUAGACUGAUGAGGCGGAAGCCGUCCAAAAGCCUCAUUCCGCAGGCUUUGCUGCACGCAAAUCCAGAAUCGCAACAAAAAUCGCACCGGCGACGAAGGUCUGGCACUUGGCCGAGAACUAGAUCCCUGAACGCGCCGUCCCCAAUACAACAGUUUGGACCAUGCGGCAGGAUUAUGAAAAAUUCCGCCAUGGUCAUGCAAAUCCAGGAUCCGGCGUCGCAGAGGCUGACCUGGUACAAGCCUCCCCUCACCGUGCUGGUCAUCAAGAAGGUUCACGACGCCCAGAUACUGGCACCCUUCGUUCAGCUAGUACACUGGCUCGUUCAUGACAAAAGCAUGGUGGUGUUCGUCGAGGCGGCAGUUUUAGACGACACACUCCUUGCUGAGUAUGGAGACUUUACGUCGGUGAAGGAACGUCUGAUGACUUUCAGAGCUAGCACCGAUGAUCUCACUGAUAAGAUCGACUUCAUCAUAUGCCUGGGGGGUGAUGGAACUCUGUUGCAUGCUAGUUCACUUUUCCAGCAAUCAGUGCCGCCGGUGAUGGCGUUCCACUUGGGCUCGUUGGGUUUUCUGACGCCCUUCGAGUUCAACAACUUUCAGGAGCAAGUCAUGAACGUUUUAGAAGGACACGCGGCUCUAACUUUAAGGUCCCGUUUGCAAUGCGUAGUGCUUCGAAAGAGUCAGGAUGACAAUAAAGACAAGAAGAAGCCGACCACGAUACUGGUGCUGAACGAGGUUGUCGUGGACCGAGGACCAUCGCCGUAUUUAUCCAAUAUAGAUCUGUUCCUCGACGGGAAACACAUCACGUCUGUGCAAGGAGACGGGCUGAUAGUGUCGACGCCGACGGGCAGCACGGCGUACGCGGUGGCGGCGGGCGCGAGCAUGAUCCACCCGUCGGUGCCCGCCAUCAUGGUCACGCCAAUCUGCCCGCAUUCGUUGUCCUUCAGACCCAUCGUAGUGCCGGCCGGCGUCGAGCUCAAGAUAAUGCCUAGCCCCGAGGCCCGUAAUUCAGCCAGCGUGUCGUUCGACGGCCGCUCCCAACUCACUCUCAGACCCGGCGAUAGUCUCUACGUGACCACGUCCGUGUAUCCGGUGCCGUCGAUAUGCGCCCAGGAUCAGAUCUCGGAUUGGUUCGACUCGCUCGCCGAGUGCCUCCAUUGGAACGUUAGGAAGAAACAGAAGCAGAUGGACGAGCUGAGCGACCUCACGCACUCGUCGAGCGACAACCUCGAGGAGCUAGACAAUAACCACGAUGAAAGACCAUCAGAUACGUGAUUGUACAACGUGUUCCCGAAAAUCGAUAAACAAGCAACUAAUCAACCUACCUGAUUCACGGCAAACCGAUAUGAGUCAAUAUAUCACGAUCAGUCGAUGAUAUUAAUAAUCGAAUAUUAAUCGCUAAACUAGCCAACACGAUUUUAUGUCAAGUUAAUAAAUAAUUCUUUGUGAUUUCCCUGCCCUAAUAAGCCACAAUAAAUCGUGCCCUGGUUAUCGAUAUUAUUUAUUUCAAUAUCGAUUUAGAAAUGAAAAUAUUAUAAAAAAAUUAUAAACAAAUAAAUAGUAGGGAUCUGUCAUACACGGCCCCUUUAAUUUGGUGAUGUUUUAGUAUUGAAACAAGGUACCUACCUAUUCAUUAUCUACUUUAAUAUACUAGAAUGUAUCUACUAUUACGUUUAAAUUAUAUUUUAUUGGGUAUUUCAUAGGGAACAUUAUAAUAUCUUAGAGAAAUAUACUGUUUUAAAGGUUGAUAAAAACAUACAUAAUCUUCACUGAAAGGUCUAUUAGACUAUUACAUAGACGUGUGUAUACAAAAAUAUAUUUUAUACCGCAUCUGACGUAAUUGUAUAAAAAUUAAGUGAUGUAUACCGACACAAUACUUUUAUUAACAUAAGGCUUAUAUAAUUUGGUUUUGUUUUAGGUUCCCUGGGACAAUAAAUAUUUAUAUUAAUUUGUUAUGUCUUUGUUGGGUACGUUGGAUGCUGUUUAUUGUGAAUUUUUGUUAAUUUUUUUUUUAAUAUCUCCAUCUUAAUUUAAAUUUAAAAGUGAAAUUUAUGUUAUUAGAUACUGAUGUUUUUGAUUAUUUUGAAUCUUUGUAUGAGAUAUGUAAUAAACAAUAAAAUUUAUUAUGGUGCUAUUUCCAUAGGUACCUAUCUAUAGUGCCAAUACAGUUUUUAGGAAAUACAUUUAGAUAAAUCCGUUUAGAAACUAAUGAAUAAGAAUCUUGUCUUAUUAAAAAUUAUCUCAAAACUAACUGUCACAGUUAAAUAUAGAUAGUAUGUACUGAGUCCUGAACACAUAACAUUUAUUUUAAAACUACCCUCACGGUAUAAGUUUGCAUGAAUUAUUUUAGUUUUAACAGUAUUCAAUUGUCGAUUAUAACCUUAGUCUUUCGUGACCACGAGAACUAGUGUUCUAAACAACAGAAAUAAUACAAUUGAAAUAACAAUAGCAAGAUUCAAUUAUUCCAAUCGAUAUUUCAUAAGUCUGUUAAAUUGUUCUUAGAAAAGUUUCGUGCACAAUAUUAUUUCUUAAAUUAUAUUACAAAAAUGAUAUAAUAUUUAAUAUCGUAUUAGGUACUAUUAUUAAAUUCAAAAAAAUACAAUUAAUUAUAAUGUUAAAUGAAUUAUUUGUAUGGUACAGGUACAUAAUUUUAUUUUAAACGAUCGAUAAAUAAGAAAGAUUUUUAACAAAAUUAAUACUGUUGCCUAAAUAAGCGCCGCCAUCGGUGAAUACUGUAUCAACAAUUCUUUACAUGACAACUAUCUGAUUUGAAUUCGAUCCGAAAUUUGUUGUAAGCUGGUGUUUGUGCUCUAUUUUAUGAGAUAACGUAUACAUUUGAAAUAAAACUGAUUUUACAGAA
Molecule: messenger RNA, 3480 nt
Organism: Bombyx mori (domestic silkworm)
Lineage: Eukaryota; Metazoa; Arthropoda; Insecta; Lepidoptera; Bombycidae
Product: NAD kinase
Exons: 9
Coding region: 534-1895 (453 amino acids)
Biological process (GO): NADP+ biosynthetic process; NAD+ metabolic process
Molecular function (GO): NAD+ kinase activity
Source: RefSeq, a predicted model, not a curated record